Molecule: messenger RNA, 534 nt
Organism: Eubalaena glacialis (North Atlantic right whale)
Lineage: Eukaryota; Metazoa; Chordata; Mammalia; Artiodactyla; Balaenidae
Exons: 3
Coding region: 1-534 (177 amino acids)
Source: RefSeq, a predicted model, not a curated record
AUGGCCUUCCUCUGCUGCCUGGGUUUGGAUGUGUUUGGCCUCAUCUCCCCAAGGACCACUGGUCUCCUUGGUCAAGACUGGAGCCCUUCACUCUCGGCACCCCUCACCUUCCAGCUCCCCACCCUACACCACACAGUCGUGGGGAAAGAGGCUGAUCAGGCUCCCGACUCUGCUACUUCACAGCUGGACGCCUCGUCCGAGGCACCCAGCCUCCCCGAGCCGGCCGCCAAACCGCAGCCUUUAGCAAUCGUGCGCGCCCACCCGGCGCCCGGGCAGCCUCGCCGCGGCCGCGACUCACCCUGCGGCCCGCCCGCCGCCCGCGCCCCAGCCCCGCGCGCCAUCCGCUCCCGCGGCCUUGUCACCGCUCGGCUGCGGCGUCCCGACACCCCGCCGGGCCUCGAGGACCGGGCGAGGCCGGACCCGCCGGCCAAGGCCGAGCCCGGGUGGCCGAGGGCACAGGGCGGGGCGGCGGGCUCGGCAGCCGGGCCCGCGAGCGCCAGCCCGACCUCAGCCCAAGGGCAAAGCUGCAAAUAG